Messenger RNA from Oncorhynchus tshawytscha (Chinook salmon), 6714 nucleotides. Its product is annotated as DNA (cytosine-5)-methyltransferase 3A-like. The transcript has 23 exons. The record is from RefSeq and is a predicted model, not a curated record. Gene Ontology annotation, biological process: negative regulation of DNA-templated transcription. Lineage: Eukaryota; Metazoa; Chordata; Actinopteri; Salmoniformes; Salmonidae. Gene Ontology annotation, molecular function: methyltransferase activity. Gene Ontology annotation, cellular component: nucleus; cytoplasm. Bases 232 to 3336 code for a protein of 1034 amino acids.
CUGGCGGAGUGCUGGCCGGCUGGUGUGGUGGAGGACGGGGAGAGAAGAAGAAGGAGGAUCCGGGAGCAAGCGACAACAAAAAGGGUCUGGCCUGGGACUUGGCAAAACGGGAUCAUCGAAGGUUCAUUGAAGGAUCGUCAUUUUUUUGUUCCUUUGAUUUUAUUUCUCAUAUUUUGAAGCUUCUUCUGUUUUCCAUUGAGAAUAUCAUCCGUACGAUUUGCACUUUUGGCGAUGCCUUCCAACACUGUUGCCACCAACAACACCGCUGCAUUCCAAAGCUUAGACUACACCUGCGAUGCACCUGGGAACAGAAUGAGGGAGAGCGCGAUACUGGACAAAGAGCUGGCACCAGAAGAGAAAUCCUCUAAAAGCAACACCAGCUGUAAAGAGGGCCGGCCUGCUGGGAGAAAACACAAGCAGAUCGCUGCGGAGGGCAGUGUGUCUGUGAAGGACAGUGUGCCCGGAGGCGGGGGCAACAGUCUCACCGGGGUGGCAGCAGAAAGAGAGAGAGUGUCUGUGGCGCAGGUGCAGAAUGGUGUCAUGAGCGGCGGGCACACAGACAGAGACAGGACCCAGGCUGAUGCCAGCAGCGGGCGCACAGACAGAGACAGGACCCAGGCUGAUGCCAGCGGCGGGCACACAGACAGAGACAGGACCCAGGCUGAUGCCAGCAGCGGGCACACAGACAGAGACAGGACCCAGGCUGAUGCCAGCAGCUGCCCCAAGCAAGAGAGGAAAGGUCCAGAGAAGAACGGGUUACCAGAUGCCCCUGGUUCCCCCAGUGCCAGUCAGUCUGAAGACGGUCCCCCGGGACCACCCACCCUCCUGCAAAAGAGCCGGAGCCCCCCCUCCCUGGAGAACAGGUUUCUAGUGAGGCGGGAGCCGAGCCGGGAGCCGAGCCGGGACGAGCAGGAGGACUCUGAGAAAGACAAAGAGGAGACUCUGACAACUCCGCCACGCAAGAAACGAGGCAGGCGGAAACUGGAGCGCCCAACAAAAUAUGUGGAGCAGAAGGAGGAUGGAGGUGAUACAGCCAAGAAACAGGGAGUUGGAGGCCCUGGGACAGGCAGGCUGCGUGGCUCCGUCAGUCUGCGUCAGAGGCCCAUUCCCAGAGUAACCUUCCAGGCCGGGGACCCAUAUUACAUUAGCAAGAGGACCAGGGAGGAGUGGCUGGCCAAGUGGAAGAUGGAGGCAGAGAAAAAAGCCCAACUGGUGUCAGUGUUGAACUUAAUGGAGGACCAUGAGGAGAUGGAGCCUGAGCCACAACAGAAAGAAGAGGUGUCAGUCAUCACACCCCACCAGCAACAACAACAACAACAGCAGCCCACGGACCCAGCGUCCCCGACUGUGGCCACCACACCUGAACCUGUCCCCAUGGCAGGAGGGGACAAGACAUCCCCCAAGACUGCCGAUACUGAGCCGGAGUACGAGGACGGGCGGGAUUUCGGCAUUGGGGAGCUGGUGUGGGGAAAGCUGAGGGGGUUUUCCUGGUGGCCUGGUCGUAUUGUCUCCUGGUGGAUGACCGGACGCAGCCGAGCUGCCGAGGGGACACGAUGGGUCAUGUGGUUCGGUGACGGAAAAUUCUCAGUGGUGUGUGUAGAGAAACUGUUGCCUUUCAGUUCCUUCUCCAACGCCUUCCAUCAGCCCACCUUCAUCAAGCAGCCCAUGUAUAAGAAAGCCAUCUACGAGGUGCUACAGGUGGCUAGCACCCGUGCAGGCAAAGCCUUCCUUGCCUGUCCAGAGAGCGAUGAGACAGACACCUCCAAGUCAGUGGAUCUACACAACAACCAGAUGAUAGAUUGGGCUAUGACAGGCUUCCAACCCACCGGGCCCAAGGGCCUAGAGCCACCAGAAGAGGAGCGUAACCCAUAUAAGGAGGUGUACCCUGACGUCUGGGUGGAGCCAGAGGCGGCAGCCUACACGCCCCCUCCAGCCAAAAAGCCUCGCAAAAGCACAGCAGUCGAGAAACCCAAGGUCAAGGAGAUGAUUGAUGAGGGGACGAGAGAGAGACUCGUGUAUGAAGUGAGACAGAAGUGCAGAAGCAUAGAGGACAUCUGCAUCUCCUGUGGAAGUUUGAAUGUUUCCCGUGAACACCCUCUGUUUGCUGGAGGAAUGUGCCAGAGCUGUAAGAACUGCUUUCUAGAAUGUGCAUAUCAGUAUGAUGACGAUGGUUACCAGUCAUACUGCACCAUCUGCUGUGGGGGACGAGAGGUUCUCAUGUGUGGGAACAACAACUGCUGCAGGUGUUUCUGUGUGGAGUGUGUUGACCUACUUGUGGGGCCAGGUGCAGCACAGAUAGCUAUUAAAGAGGAUCCCUGGUGCUGCUACAUGUGUGAGAAGGGCCAGAAGGGAGUGUUCGGCCUGCUGGAGCGUCACACUGAUUGGCCCUGCCGUCUACAGCACUUCUUCGCUAACAAUCACGACCAAGAUUUUGAACAACCAAAGCUUUACCCUCCAGUCAUGGCAGAGAAGAGACAACCUAUUCGUGUCCUGUCACUGUUCGACGGCAUAGCAACAGGUCUGCUGGUGCUAAAGGAGCUGGGUAUCCAGGUGGAGCGCUAUGUGGCGUCGGAGGUGUGUGAGGACUCUAUCACGGUGGGCAUCGUCAGGCAUCAGGGACGCAUCAUGUACGUGGGCGACGUGAGGAACGUCACACGCAAACAUUUACACGAGUGGGGCCCCUUUGACUUAGUGAUUGGUGGAAGUCCGUGUAACGACCUCUCUAUUGUCAACCCAGCUAGGAAGGGUCUUUAUGAGGGCACUGGUCGGCUGUUCUUUGAGUUCUACCGCCUGCUGCACGAGGCUCGGCCCAAAGAGGGCGACAACCGGCCGUUCUUCUGGCUCUUUGAAAACGUGGUGGCAAUGGGCGUCAGUGACAAGAGAGACAUCUCUCGCUUUCUAGAGUGUAACCCGGUGAUGAUCGAUGCCAAGGAGGUGACUGCUGCCCAUCGUGCUCGCUACUUCUGGGGCAACCUGCCUGGCAUGAACAGGUUGGUGAGAGAACGGCCCUUGACGGCCAUGUUCACUGACAGACUAGACCUUCAGGACUGUUUGGAGCACGGCAGAACAGCGAAGUUUGGCAAAGUGAGGACCAUCACCACUCGCUCUAAUUCCAUUAAGCAGGGUAAAGACCAGCACUUUCCCGUCUUCAUGAACGAGAAGGAGGACAUUCUUUGGUGCACUGAGAUGGAGAGGGUGUUUGGCUUCCCAGUCCAUUACACAGACGUGUCCAACAUGAGUCGGCUGGCCAGGCAAAGGCUUCUGGGAAGGUCGUGGAGUGUACCGGUCAUCCGACACUUGUUUGCACCACUCAAAGAAUAUUUUGCCUGCGUUUAACAAGACUUGACUCAACAAGACCAUCACAAACAUAGAACUGAUGUUGUAACCAGAAACAUGAGCAUUGGUGAAAUUAUACUACUCUCUGGUACCUGGUAUCAUUUCCCAGGCAAGCAAAACAUCAUGAAAGUAAAUAUUUCAAAUUAUUUCUUGUAAUUUGAAAUGUACUUCUUAUUCUAUUUAAUAUGUAUAUGUCAUUUUACCUUUUAGCAGUGUUAUCCAGUAUUUUUUUAAUUGAUUUAUUUGUGCAAGCUAUACUUGAGACAAGGCUUUCUUCUCAAGGCACUGAGAAAGAAGAAACUAGGAUCUGUGUGGCUUUUAGAAUAAGGACUAGGAUUGGAUGAUUGGAAAAGAUCUGAAAGAGAGUUGAUGAUACUGUAUGUACAGUAUGUAUGUGAAAGAUAUUGGCUGUGUAGGCAUGAUUUUCUAUUGGCCAAUAUCUGAAGUGGGUAAAGCAAGCCAGCGAUAGUAUAGUCAUGUUGAGUUUUGAUUCCUCCAGCUACUGAGCCUCGCAGAGCUAAAGUGAAUAAGGGUGAUUGUCUUCAGUGUCAUAGAAAGCUGUGUCUUAAUGAAUCCAAAACAUCAGAUCACAUAUACCUCUUUGUUUAAAGUUUAUAUACACAGUUAACUGAAGGUAAAGGUACUACUGUAAAAUGGUUUCAAUACCAUGGUGCUUCACGACGAUAGGAAGCAUCACAGGUCAUGUGGCACAGGCACUACACUUUAGACAAGAUGGGAAUUUAUUUUUUUUACGUUUUUUUUUCAGUGUAGUUUUUUCACUAUUUAAAGAAGUUCUGUGUUAUUUUAGUAAAUUUAAAUGAUUUCAAAGUGGCGAUUAAAGGUGUGGUGACAGAAGACUGCAGAACAAUAUGCCAUAUCCUCCUCUUUUCUGUUUUACAGCUUUUAUAAACAUCAAUUCUACUGGUGUUUUUAAAAGAAUUGUUCAAGCCUUGCUACAUGUAAACUCAGGCCCCCCCAUGCAUGCCUGUGUCUGACUCUGCACAAACACAACAUGAAGCUAGCCACAUGGGCGGUGAUGCAUUCUGUCGUUACAACAACAACAAAAUACCUUAAGAUCAAAGUCUGUGGUGAUGCUUCUUUUCUAAUGUCAUCACUGUACAACUGUUAGUGAGCACGGUGGUUGGACUGGAGGGAGGGCAGAUGGCCUGGGGUUUCCACAAUAAAGUAAAGACUCUCCUUCCCUUUUUCACCCCUGCAAACUACAUACUGUCAGGUGCAAAUCUUCUAACAAAAUGGUGCGGCUUCACAAUGUUCUUCUACCUUUUUAUAGCGAUUUUGUGCUGUUUUACCAACAUUAUAAAAGCACUUUUUUAUAUGUAUACUUUUUUUUUCUUCAGUAUUUUAAAAUGUUUCUUCUUGGUUUUUCUUGUGAAAUGUUGUUUUUAUGAUGUGAACUGUUCUACAGCUGUGUAAUAGAGUAUGUUUUCUAUACAGUAGGGCUGUGCCAAUAGAAGUGGAAGAAUGGACUCAUAGAAUUAUGUUAAAUCCAUGUAUCCAUGGAAACGAUUGAUUAUUGAUCCUACUCAAUGUACAGUAGAUUCAUAGAAAAUGAUUGAUGUGCUCCAUUUUCAUAUUGUCUUCUGUUGAAAGCCGUAAUUCAGUAUACCAUUCUCUGGAUAAAAAAAGACAUUGUAGAAUUUAAAACAGAGUUAAGGAACUAUGUUAUACCGUAUGUUUGUAACGUUACCUUUCCAAAUGAAUACCAGACCGCAGAUGCAAUGUCCUCUGCACCUUCCUCUUGUAGACCUCAAGUAAUUAGAAAAAGCGAGAGUGAUAGAGACAGAUUUUCAAACUGAUUACAGGGCCUGCUCCAGGCAUAAGCGUUUUUUGUUUUUUUUAGGAACUCAGUCUGAACUUACUGAACUUACUGAACGUACUGAACAUACUGAACUUACUGAACGUACUGAACGUACUGAACUUACUGAACGUACUGAACUUACUGAACGUACUGAACUUACUGAACGUACUGAACUUACUGAACGUACUGAACUUACUGAACGUACUGAACUUACUGAACUUACUGAACUUACUAUUGAAAGUAAGAAUAGUUCAAUACACCAGGUGCAAUUUAGACAUUUGUUUGGGCAUCAUUCUGCAGUUUUUCUUUUGUAUGUCAGUCACUGACAGUCACUCAAUUGGCCAUGUCAGCUAACCAUUUUUAGAUUGGUAGUUAGUCUAGCCUGCUAUCUAAACUUGAGUAGUUAUGGCCAAAUACUGACCGGGCAAGCAGGGCACGUGCCUAGGGCCCUGACUUCAAGGGGGCCCCAUUUAUUUGGUUAGUUAUUCUCACUCUAAAUCUUGGCAAAAUGGAUAGAUUUGAUUUAUGAUUUGAUUUAGAAGUGCAGGAAAUUAGCUAUAGAACUGAAAAAUAAAUUCUCUGCCCCAUGGCAAAAUGAGUAGAAUUGCAUGAAAUGUGUGAUGAAAUUGCAAAAAUAAUUCUCUGUCCAAUGGCAAAAUGUGUAGAAUUGCAGAAAAUUUUAUUUAAAACUGCAACAUUUUCUCUACGCCCCAUGGCAAGAUGUGUAGAAUUGCUGGGAAUUCAUUUUUAAAUGUGUGGACGAUUUAGAAAUGAGUUUUUCAGAACUCAAAACUGAAGAGUGAACGGUGACCAGAAAAAAUACAUUAGCAGAGAUGAUGACUUACCAAUGUUCUAUCUAAAUAUUCAAAAUGACUUCAUUUCAUAAAUGUAGUUUCAUACAUGAUUAAGUUCUUAAGUGACCUUAUCGUAUCCUUUCCACCUUUUUAGUUGAACUUCGGACAUUGGGUUUGCAGGAAUCCUCAUGCGUUGUGUUGACAUUGAUGUUAAUUCCCUCUCCCUGUAGUAAAUGACCAUGCCCCUUGUACAGUUUGUACAUAGAGUUUUCCUGUCACUGUUUUUGAUUUGUUUUUCUCUGUUUGAAUUACCUAUGAGAUGUACAAAUAUAAUUCUUUGCUAAUAUAUAUCAUGGAAUUAGAAAAAAAAAAGAUUAGGUGAAAAAGUCAAAAGAAAAUCAAGUAAAAUAGUUUUUUUUUUUAAAUAUCAUAAUAAGCUAUGAAGCAUUAGAGGGUAGACUCCAAGUGUUGCCUUCUAGUACUGUUCAUUUGUUUGAUUUGUUUUUUGAUGUUUUGAGUGAGUCCUGAGUGAAUCCAGUUUAAAUGUGUCAAGUGAUCUUUAGCCUAAUAAUGACAGCUUUAAGAUGCAACGGUCUCUACUUCACUGCACAGCCCUACAUAAUGUUGGUUGUUUUUGCCUUUUGUUUCUUUUUAUAAGAACUAUAAAGAGGGAUUGUAGGUGUUUCUGACGGUGCUAAACAUUUUAUCUAAUCAAGAAAAAAUAUAUUUGUUUUGGAAGAGAAAUAAAACUUGUCUUGACAAUGA